CCAGCUGGCUGUGACGCUGCAGUCAGCAGCUGUGGACAGCAGUGUUAUUUCUUUAUUUUGGUUUGCUUGCUGCAGCUCGCAGCCUCAUGCCACUCCGUGUGGUUAAACCGAAGCGGGUUCAGGUCCAGGUCCAGGUCCGGGUGUAAACCCUGUCUGUGUGGUUCACUGUCGAGAUGUCGUCGGCCCAACAUGACGGAACCUUGAGUCAGCUCAAUAAGUUUGAGAAACUGUCGUGGAGGCCCUCCAUCCGCGAAUCAGGCUCCAAGAAGCGGGCACGGUGGCUUCAGGCUCGGCGCAUCUUCUCCCCUUCCUGCCCCAACCUGCGGAUCCCCAACAGGUUUCUGAGAGAAGGACACUGUGUACCCCCCGCUCGGAGCGGACACCGCUGUGUUGCAGACAGCACCAACCUGUAUGUGUUCGGAGGCUACAACCCAGACUUUGAGGAGGCAGGCGGGUCAGAGAAUGAAGACUACCCUCUUUUCAGGGAGCUUUGGCGAUUUCAUUUUGCCACAGCCACUUGGCAGCAGGUCCGCACAGAGGGUUACAUGCCCACAGAGCUGGCCUCUAUGUCAGCUGUUUUACACGGCAACAACCUGCUUGUAUUUGGUGGCACUGGGAUUCCAUUUGGUGAGAACAACGGCAAUGACGUCCAUGUUUGCAAUGUACAGUACAAACGAUGGAACCUGCUCAACUGCAGAGGGAAGAAACCCAACAAGAUCUACGGACAGGCGAUGGUCAUCAUAAAUGGCUACCUCUAUGUAUUUGGCGGGACAACAGGCUACCUUUACAGCACCGACCUGCACCGGCUGGACCUGACCACCAGAGAGUGGACCCACCUCAAACCCAACAACGUACCAUCAGACCUACCUGAGGAGAGGUACAGACACGAACUAGCUCAUGAUGGACAGAGAAUAUACAUUUUAGGAGGUGGGACGUCCUGGACGUCAUAUACCCUGGAAAAGAUUCGCGCAUAUAACUUGGAGACAAAUUACUGGGAGGAAAUGGUCACCAAACCCCAUGAAAAAAUAGGAUAUCCUGCUGCCCGCCGUUGUCACAGCUGUGUGCAGGUCAAAGAUGAGGUGUUUAUAUGUGGAGGUUAUAAUGGAGAGCUGAUCCUAUCCGACCUGUGGAAGAUCAACCUGCAGACUUUUCAGUGGACCAAGCUGCCUGCAGCCAUGCCAGAACCAGCAUACUUUCACUCUGCUGCCGUCACUCCAGCUGGCUGCAUGUACGUCCACGGCGGCGUCGUCAACAUGUCUGGGAACAAAAGGACUGGCUCUUUGUACAAAGUGUGGUUGGUGGUGCCCAGCCUGCUGGAACUGACCUGGGAGAAACUGCUGAAAACGUUCCCUCACUUAGCCCAGCUGUCCACCCUUCAGCUGCUUAGCAUGGGACUGACACACGCACUAAUUCAGCGGCUCAAAUAGACAGAGCACAGAGACUGAAGGACGUGGUAUGUGAUGGAACAGCACUGACUCUAAAAUAUAACUGAUGACUCGGCAAAAAAGUUCUUGAAAAGGACGAAGAAAGUCUGAUGUCAGAUGAUUAUUAAAAAAAACUUUGAAUGCCUUUUAACUUUAGUUUUAUGUAAAUGUAGGUGCUUAAUUUUUAAAUGCAAAGUGCAAUGUUUUGUGUUUCUCUGUAUGUGAAUGUGUCAGAUUUGAGUUUGCAUGCAUCCAUCAGAAUCACUGUUUCUUAUGCUUUGCACUCAAAGUUUUGGGUCCACUAUGUCACACAUUUCCCAAUUGUUGGUUUUUCACACAUCACUGUCACAGAAACUUGUAGAGCAGGAAUAGUUAAAUGUUCCAAAGAUCAUUUAUUGAAAGGCAAAAUGAAUGUUGCUUCUGCUAAUGUCAUUUUAGAUUUAAUUCAGAGAUCAGUUUGUUUCACUGUAGCUGAAAUUCGUCGCACACUGUUUGCAAUCUUUGCCAUGUGUUCAGUCCCCACUGUGACAUAGGUAGAUUCGAUCAGAAAUGACAAACCAUGGUGAUAUAAACUUAAAUUUCCAUUCAGUUAGUUAGAAAUCAGCCAGAUGAUCUGAAAAGACACUGCUGAUAAAGCUUGGACACGUGAAACUGGGAUACCUACAAGUCUAAUUAGGUUAAUUAUUUAAGGCAUCAUGUUUUAGCCUCAAAGGCUUUCUGAUUGCAUGCUGAUAUUGAGCUUUGAUUGUAACUGUACAGUUCAAAUUUGAAAAUGUUCCCUUCACUGGUCACAUUAGGCCUUAUGAUCAGAUGAAAACACAAAAGCCUUUUUAAAACAGCUGCGACAUGGCAUCACUGUGAAUCUUCUAGUGCCUCUUCGGUUAUUCUUCCUUUUUCUUUUAGGAAAAAUUAAGCUUAAUAAGUUAGAAAUAAUUUUAUUAACCUGCAGCUCCACAGUGA
Sander lucioperca (pikeperch) is the source of this 2384-nucleotide messenger RNA. Its product is annotated as kelch domain-containing protein 10-like. NCBI's taxonomy places the organism in Eukaryota, Metazoa, Chordata, Actinopteri, Perciformes, Percidae. Bases 174 to 1427 code for a protein of 417 amino acids. The transcript is spliced from 10 exons. The record is from RefSeq and is a predicted model, not a curated record. Gene Ontology annotation, molecular function: protein binding. Gene Ontology annotation, biological process: positive regulation of stress-activated MAPK cascade.